GAUUUCCCCUGGUGGACUGAACAAACGAGCCGACGCCGACGGAGACAUCCUCACGCUACUUGUGGUCUGACGGCGCUCACCGACAUCAAAGCCUCUCAGUUCUUCUUGCGGUUUCAUCCUUCUGCUUCUGUUAGCGUUGGGGGAUGUCUGUUUUCUAACACCUCUCAGCCUGCUUAUCUCAUAGAUCUGUACGACCUUGACCGACAGUGGACAUGGAGGACUAUGACGUUCGCUCCGCUGCCAGCAUCCUGGCCUCAGUGAAAGAGCAGGAGGCCCGUUUUGAGCAGCUGACCCGGGCCCUGGAGGAGGAGCGUCGCAACGUCACCCUGCAGCUCGAGCGCGCCAACCUGCCUCCCAACCCCCCCACCAGCCAACCACUGGCAUGGCAGCAAGUGGUGAUGCAGGAGCAGAGUCCCAGCAACGCCACAUCCCUGGCCAUGAUGCAGGAGCCGCAGGAGGUGGUGGAGGAGACGGUCACCAUAGAGGAGGACCCCGGCACCCCCACCUCCCACGUCUCGGUGGUCACCUCCGACGACGGGACCACGCGGCGCACGGAAACCAAGGAUGUGUCGUCUAACCUGAAGGUGACGAAGAUGGUGAAGACGGUGACGACCCGGACGGUGCGCCAGGUGCCGCUCGGCCCUGACGGAUUGCCCCUGCCCGAAGGCUCGUCCCCGCUGGGCAGCUACACCGACUCCAUCGACCGUCGGUACCUGAAGAAUGGAAGCGACCGCUUCAUCACGCCCCAGGCCACGUCCACCCUGACGCGCGGCUACAACAACUCCUACAACGACUCGUACGUGGAGACGCCCGAGAGUCAGUACAUCCGCCACUACGGCCUGCACGACGGCUACGCCGACCUGACAGACAACUACGGCAGUCUGUCGCGCGGCGUCAACUUCCGCCCGCCGCGCUACCCCUACAUGCCCAACAGCUACCGGCCGGAGAACAGCUACACGCUGCCCAUUCGCAAGGACGACUACGGCCACAUGGCGCAGCCCCAGGUGCCCAUGGGCAGCAGCACUGUGGAUUUGAACCGCUCUCAGCCGGAGCGCUUCCAGCCCGAGCCGUACGGCCUGGAGGACGAUCGCCGCAGCCUGGGCCCGGACGAGGAGGAGCCGUAUGAGCUGGAGCCCGACUACUCCACCGCCAACCGGCGCACCCUGCCGGGCGCCAACCGGGGCCGCACCCACCGGGAGCCGCUGCGUGACGGGCCUCGGGUCAGAGGGUAUCCGGACGACCCCAUCGAGGCGGAGCUGAUCGAUGAGCGCCACCCUUACAUCCACGGCAUGUACUCGGCGCCGCUCGCGCAGCCCGAGAGGGGCAGCAUGGCGAGUCUGGACCGCAUGGGCGGCCGGCGCUCGCCCUCCAUCGACAGCAUCCGCAAGGACCCGCGCUGGCGCGACCCCGACCUGCCGGAGGUCAUCGCCAUGCUCGGCCACCCCAUCGACCCCGUCAAGUCCAACGCCGCGGCCUACCUGCAGCACUUGUGCUACGAAAACGACAAGAUCAAGAAGGACGUGCGCCAGCUGAAGGGAAUCCCCGUUCUGGUGGGGCUUCUGGAUCACCCCAAGUCCGAAGUCCACCGCAAAGCCUGCGGCGCUUUGCGCAACAUCUCUUACGGGAAGGACAAUGACAACAAAGUGGCCAUCAAGAACUGUGACGGCAUCCCAGCCCUGAUCCGCCUGCUGAGGAAGACCAACGACAUGGAGGUCCGAGAACUCAUCACUGGAACUCUGUGGAAUCUGUCGUCCUACGAACCCCUGAAGAUGGUGAUCAUCAACCACGGCCUGCAGACCAUGACCAACGAAGUCAUCAUCCCCCAUUCGGGCUGGGAGCACGAGCCCAACGAGGACUCGAAGCCGCGCGACGCCGAGUGGACCACGGUGUUCAAAAACACCUCCGGCUGCCUCAGAAACGUGAGCUCGGACGGCGCCGAGGCUCGGCGCAGACUGCGGGAAUGUGACGGACUGGUGGACGCUCUGCUGCACGCUCUUCAGUCCGCCGUGGGGAAGAAGGACAUGGACAACAAGUCUGUGGAGAACUGUGUUUGCAUUAUGAGGAACCUUUCCUACCACGUUCACAAAGAAGUGCCGGGGGCCGAGAAGUUCCAGGACCCGUCGGCGCCGCAGGCCCCCGGAUCGGCGGGACUCCAGAGGAAGAAGAAGGACGACGCCGGCUGCUUCGGAGGCAAGAAAGCCAAAGAGGAAUGGUUUAAUCAAGGCAGGAAAAACGGUGAGAAUGACAAAAACUUCGACACGCUGGAUCUGCCCAAGCGUACCGAGCCCUCCAAAGGCUUCGAGUUGUUGUAUCAGCCCGAAGUGGUGAGACUCUACCUAUCACUGCUGACGGAGAGCCAGAACUACAACACCCUGGAGGCAGCCGCCGGCGCUCUGCAGAACCUCAGUGCUGGACAGUGGACUGUGAGUACUGGGCAGGGCGAGUGGUCCAACUACAUCCGAGCCACGGUGCGGAAGGAGAAAGGUCUUCCCAUCCUGGUGGAGCUGCUCCGCUCCGACUCCGACAAGGUGGUUCGGGCCGUCGCCAUCGCACUGCGGAACCUGUCUAUCGACCGCCGCAACAAGGAUCUGAUUGGGAGUUACGCCAUGCGGGAUUUGGUGAGCAACCUCCCCAGCGGGCAGCAGCGGCCGGCCAAGAACCUGGAGGAAGACACGGUGGUGGCCAUCCUCAACACCAUCCACGAGAUCGUCACCGACAGCUCCGAGAACGCCCGGUCCCUCAUCCAGGCCCAGGCCAUCGAGAAGCUGGUCGCCAUCAACAGGACCAGCCAAUCAGGACGUGAGACAAAGGCGGCCUCCCAUGUGCUGCAGACGGUCUGGAGCUACAAGGAGCUGCGGAACGCUCUGACCAAGGACGGCUGGAACAAAAGCCACUUCCAGCCUGCAGUCACGACCACCCCGAAAGCUACCAAGAACGGGAAGCCCGGUUACGACGACACCACCCUGCCCCUGAUGGAGAAGAACCAAGGCACCGGGAAAUGUGGCAGUGGUGAUAUGAUACCUAUGGAUGAGCUGGGCCCAGAUGGUUACUCCACCAUCGACCAGAGGGACAAAGACUGCAAGUACAAGACGGGGGACAACUCGGUGGACCUGACAGAACGGGAGCCAUUGAAGAAUGACACAAAUAGGAAACACUAUAUCAGGAGUAACAGGCCUGCGGUCAGUCUGGUGGACGCUUGCGAUGUUAAGCCUCAGCCUGUUGACUCCUGGGUCUAAAUGCAUGCAUGGCUUGAAAUAUCACCAGUGCGACACCCCAGCUUGAAGAGGAUCUCUCAUAUCACCACUGCCAUUUCACUCACAGCUCAUCUGUGGAGUUGGACUUUGUCUAGAAGAGCGAUUUAAAAAGAAAAGAAAAAAAAAAAAAAGAUCACAACAGUGACUACCCAGCAGCAGCAGCCAGCAAUCCAGUCAUGCUUUUCAGAGAAAAAAAAUAAAAAUAAAAAGUGACUACUAUAACUAGUUUCUCAUAUCUACAUUCCCACUGGACAUCAUGUGAACUUUACAGCGUUGACUCUGGACGAGAGGCGGACUGAGGCCGGUGCUGCUGAAGGAACGGACGCGACGAGUAGAAGGAGAGAAGAAAGCUAAAGGAAUGUGUGUUUGAGGGCAUCCUGUGGAAGAUGAAAUGAAUAACUGAUGGUUUUCAUUUAAUUUUGUUUUUUUGUUCUUUUUUUUUACAAUCUUACCACACAUUUUGUGGGUUUUGGAGCUUUUCGCUCUGUUCGUUGUCCAACGUUGGUAGUUUGAUGUGAACGGGCUUGGACGGGUUUGUUUGAAGGUCACUGAAUGUUUGAUUUGAUUUGAUGGGAUGAACACAAGGAGAAAAAAAAUGGAAGUAAGAAGGACAGAAACCGAGCUUAAGAACUGUAGCAUAGUGGAUAAACAUGCUCCUGGCAGCCUGCUCUCAUGAACUGAAAAUCCAUUUGGGUUCACUGUGUAUUUUCAUGACAAAAAAAGAAAAAAAAAGAAAAGUGCACUGAGUUGCUUUGAAAUCAAACGUUUUGAAACAGGUGAUUGAUGUCCAUUUUUAUAAAGUGAGGAGUCUGCAAGUUGUGGUCGGUAGACAAGCAAGUGAUAAAUGACAGCGGAGGAGGUUUGUGUUCACGUUGCAUCAGGGAAGUAAACUGAAAUGGAGACAAACAAAAGCAACAAAGACUUUGCGUCACGCUGGUGGACGUGUGUGAGUCGCACACGCGUCUGGUUGCUUGUGAAAACGCUCCGGUUGCGUCGCGAUGCGCUUUCCAGAGUUUCCUGGCUGGUUGCUUUUUAUCAAUGACAUGUAUUAAAAAAAAAAAAAAAGAGGAUGCAAGGCAUUUUGUUUAUAAGUGAUUCGUGUUUUUGAGAAAGAAACAGAAGAUUGUUCUUUUGUUGAAGGGAUAGAUCUAAAAGCGUUUUUUUAUUUUUGUUGGAUUUUAUAUAAAUGUAUAUUGGGGUCAAAAGAGGAAAAAAAAAAGAAAAAUUAAGGAGAAAAAAAGCGACAAAAAACACAAACUUCUUAGUUGUAUAUUAAUAUCACAUUGUUUGGAAAGCACAUCUCAUUUGAUAAAUGCUCACCACGUUUGUAAGCAAGAAAUAACCACGUAACUUAAAUGUGUGUCAGAUAUUGUCGAGUUACGCCGACGAUCACCUAUUUAUAUUUUGUAUUUGUCAGAAGUUACCUGAAGAAAAAAAAAAAGAGGUUUAUCUGCAGUGUUCUUUCUAAAAACAGUGAAUAUGUGUUUCUCUGGCUGCCCCCUCCGUCUGGAGCCCCCCCACCCCCCCACCGUCAUUCUGUCUUCCCUAUGCAUUCACCAGCCCUGAGCCAUCCUCCACCGGCGCAUCUCAAAGAGAAAUAUUCAGUCGUGAGCAUGAAGAAACUCUGUACAGAUGUUUAUAUUCUAUUCUUUCCAAGUGCCAGUUUUUGUGGUGUCAUUUGGAUAUUUACGAAUUCAUUCACGUGCAGACGGAGCGAACAGGCGGACGAUGACCGGAUGUGGUUCCAGGCAAACUGCUGCGUCACACUGUACAAAUUAAACAUCCAGUUUGGUCAUAUAGUAUAUAUAUUUUUACAGCGUUACAGGGUGGAUAACGAUGAAGCAGAGGGAUGCAGAGUUCUAUUGCUAUUGAAGUGAAUCCAAUCAGAUGGGGGAUCAUUCAUGCGUCAUCAAGGCGAACGGCAUGUGCCUGCGUUGAAGUCGGAUGUUUUUUUUUUUCUUUUUUUGUGACGUAUGUGACUUUAUGAAGCUUGCAUAUUUUACACAGUGUUUACAAAGAUGUACGUUGUGGUAAAAAUCAAUGAUCUACAAAAAAAAAAAGUGUAUAAAUUUUAAUUUCAGAGGCUAAAAUCUUUAUGAUACCUAGCAUCCCUUUGUGUGUCCUCAGAAGUUUGUGCUUUCAUUGGACGGAGACCCACAUGACUGUCUAUUACUGACUGCAGUAUGCAGUGCCACAACCAAAGGAUCUGGAGUCGUACUUACAUCAGUUCAUAAAAGAAGGAUUUUUUUUUUUUUUUUGGGGGGGGGGGGUUGUGGAUGUGCACCCUGUUGUACAUUUACAAGAAAAAGAAGAAAAAAAAACGCUUCAAAAAAGAGCCACACAACUGUGCUGUAAAGUGAAUGGAUACAGACACACAUUGAAUCGAGUCAAAACAAACCUACCUGUGUAGAUAAAACUGAUUCAAGACCGUCAAAAUACAGUAACUGUACUACUCAGUAGCAGAUGUGUUUGUACCUAUCAUGUGCCUUAACCUUUUCCAUGGUAGAUAAGUGUGUUUUAUAUAACUUUAUUCCUCCCCCUCGACCGCCAUCUCUCCAUGCUCCUGGUUUCUCCCUCUCCUGUGUCAGCCUCCCUCUGUUUUCCCUCCACUCAGCUCAUCGCUCCAUUCAUCCCCUCCCCACUGCCCCCAGCCCCAAGUAGUUUAGACUGUUGGUGGGUUUCUGCCUUGUAUUACAUUGUAUUAUAAACUUU
Molecule: messenger RNA, 5966 nt
Organism: Salarias fasciatus (jewelled blenny)
Lineage: Eukaryota; Metazoa; Chordata; Actinopteri; Blenniiformes; Blenniidae
Gene: arvcfb
Product: ARVCF delta catenin family member b
Exons: 21
Coding region: 213-3236 (1007 amino acids)
Biological process (GO): cell-cell adhesion
Cellular component (GO): nucleus; cytoplasm; plasma membrane
Molecular function (GO): protein binding
Source: RefSeq, a predicted model, not a curated record